Molecule: messenger RNA, 2511 nt
Organism: Vespula vulgaris
Lineage: Eukaryota; Metazoa; Arthropoda; Insecta; Hymenoptera; Vespidae
Gene: FucTC
Product: alpha-(1,3)-fucosyltransferase C
Exons: 4
Coding region: 1271-2491 (406 amino acids)
Cellular component (GO): membrane
Molecular function (GO): alpha-(1->3)-fucosyltransferase activity
Source: RefSeq, a predicted model, not a curated record
UACGUUUAGCCACAGUCGUGACGCGACUUUUGCGACGACAAGCUGUCGAUAACCGGUUCAGUUUUCAAAUCGUAUUCUUCGGCCUAUUUGUUUCUUUCAUUCUUUUUUUAUUUUCUAUAUUUUUUUUUUUGCUUUGUUUCUCUACGACUUACGAUCUCUCCUGAAUAUUUCAAAAGAGAAGGUUAAAGGAGAAUAAAGAAAGAGAUAGAAAGAGAAGAAAGAAAAUAAGAAAACAGUAUUCCGAUGAAAUUAAUUAACAUGCAAUUUUGUUUUCUUUUUCCUUGUUCUUUUCUUUCUUUCUUUCUUUCUUUCUUUCUGUUCGUAAUCAACUCACGUUUACAUUAAAGAUGGUAUUAUUGAUUUUUAAUGGCAAAAGAUAAUUAACGUUUGUAAUUAAAGUUGUGAAUAACAACGAACCGAUCGUUGAUUGCGUCUCUAAUAAUAUAUGUACAUCGAUAGAUAGUGUAGAGAUUUUUAUUUAGAUAGUGUAGAGAUUUUUAUUCAAGAAAAGAAAUCAUAGAAAUCGUUUACUGGUGUUUUCGUUUAAAGUGUUAUUCACAAUUAGUGAAAGGCUAGUUGUUAUACGUGCCGAUGAACUCGACGAGAAAGGUUUUCUCAUGGUCGAUCGACGACGUCACAACGUGAAAACAAAAUAAUAUAAUAGCGUUCGAUCGAUAUAAUGAAACAAGUACAGAAAUGUAUUCCUACGAAAUGGAUAUUUCAACUGGAAGAUUCAUCAUCGUGUCGUCAUCGCCUACUUCUUCGUGUUGUGUCAUGCUGUUACAUUAUUAUUAUACAGGCUGGUACAAAAAAUAUACGUAUGUAAGACAUGGUUUAUGAUUAAUCGAAAUCGUCAAGUCGCAUCUUCCAUCACAAACAAGUGCCACGUCCGAAUUAAUUUCGAUUUUGGUGGAAACCCGAGAAUAUAUCUCAAGAGAAUAAAGUGGUGUUCAAAGUUUUCGUUGAACUAUUAACGUCAACGAUAUAUAUAUAUAUAUAUAUAUAUAUAUGUGUGUAUACAUAUAUGAUAUAUUGAAGAAAUGAAAAGAAAAAAAAAAUUAUCGGAAGGAAGAAAGAUAAACAUUCGUGCGCGUGAGAGAAAAUAUAUUAGUCAUUAUUUCUGGAUUAUAAGGAAAUUUCGUAUUUAUCCUCGAUCAUUCCACGAAUACAUUAAAAAUCUUAACUAAAGACGAAGAAGAGAAGAGAGAAGAAAAAACAAUUCUUUCGUCGUAAGAAAAAUUCGAAAAGGAAAUAUUCAUAAUCGAGCGAAAUGACAUGGUUCUGUGGGAAAUUCGGUUUAAUAAUACUUUUCAUUUCCAUUUGUUGUCUUUAUAUGUUCGCGUUUUACUUCGAUCUGAGAUUCAAGAACGUUCUCAAUUUUAAAUCAAAUCAUAAAAUGAUACCGCAACGAUUGAAAGACCAUAAGAUGUUCAAGAAGAUCCUCUUUUGGAAUGGAAUGUUCGGCAACAAAAACUUUUAUUUCGGUGAUGGUGAUAUCUUUAAAAAUUGCCGAGUAAAUAAGUGUUACGCCACUUACGAUAGAUUUUACACUAACGUUGAAAAUUUUGAUGCUAUACUGUUUCAUGGUGUCGAGUUAGAGAGACAGGAUUUGCCCGAUGAAAGAAAUAUUAAGCAACAUUACAUUUUUGUUAAUUUGGAAAGUCCACAGAAUAGACCAAUCGAAAAUGUCUUUUUCGAGAAUUAUUUUAAUGAUACUAUGACUUAUCGAUUGGAUAGUGAAAUUGUAUGGCCUUAUGGAUUUGUUCGUGAUUUAAAAACUAAUAAGAUCGUUGCGCCUUCUACUGAUGUCUUUUGGAAUAUUCCUGAUAAUGAUGAUAAGAGUAACAAAUUGUCUUCUACAUAUCACUUAAAAGACGAUGCGAUUGCAAAUAAAAGUAAGGAAAUAGCUUGGUUGGUUAGUAAUUGUCCAGCUAAAAGUGGGCGUUGGGAAUACGUUCAAGAAUUAUCAAAAUACAUUAGCGUCGAUAUUUAUGGACAAUGUGGUGAUUAUCGGACUUGUCCAUAUACACGUGAUUGUUUCAAGGAUUUAUUCGAGCCACAAUAUUUCUUUUAUCUCUCUUUUGAAAAUUCAUUGUGUCAGGAUUACGUCACGGAGAAGCUUUACAAACCAUUGAGAUACAACAUAUUGCCGAUCGUUUACGGAGGAGCCAAUUAUAGUCGAUUUGCACCAAAAGAUUCUUACAUCAACGCAUUAGACUUUGACAGUCCAAAAGAAUUAGCCGUCUAUUUAAAACGACUUAAAACGAAUCCGAAAGAAUAUCGACAAUAUUUUCGAUGGAAGACCCUUUAUCGAAUAGAAGAUUCUGCAGUUAAGGUCGCUUGCAAUCUCUGCAAGUUUCUUCAUACUGAAAGGAAGAUCAAUACGUAUUCUAUAUUAUCGGAUUGGUAUAGCCGUAACAAAUGUCCCUUACAGAAGUUAUUGAAUGAAAUGAAAUAUGUCACGAAAGUAUCAUUGAAUAUUGAGAACUAAUAAAUCGAAAUAAUACUUGA